AUGUUUCAUUGUGAUCACUUCGCACCCUUUUUGUCAAUGUGCCUGAAGUCACUAUCUGGACGCCUCCCUUGGCUCGAUCUGCAGAACAUUAUCCAACAUCUGGAUCGCUUACGCAACGUUAUCAAAGAACACGCGGACGCUGUUUCUGAACAGGACAUGGAGUUGCAACCAUUGGCUCCACACGACUCUCCCGUCCAGCACCCUAAGAAUUUACCUAGUUUCCCCAAUCUACCAUGUUCCUUUGGAGCCCGAAUCAGUCGGUUUCAGGUAACAGCCAGAUAGCUAAGUAAAAAUGUCUGGUUGCCACGGUAUUAGUGUGUUCCAUAUGUGUCGUUUUUGCACAUCUAAUUCCGGCUUCAGAUGGUGGAUGUAAAUGGCUUCGGCAAUGGACAAGAGUUAUUUUCGGAAUCCUUUCGAGAAGCGUUCAGACAGUGAGUGGAUGACUUUUAAGGAGCUGUAUGACCA
Dicrocoelium dendriticum is the source of this 465-nucleotide messenger RNA. NCBI's taxonomy places the organism in Eukaryota, Metazoa, Platyhelminthes, Trematoda, Plagiorchiida, Dicrocoeliidae. The record is from the annotation of a GenBank genome assembly.